GAUUGUGUGUUAAUCAUUGGUGCGUCAUCGUGUGCAUCCCUAUCUAUGAAUUGGAGGCGAAGGAUAGUAUAAAUAGGUCGAACAUAUACUGCAAACUCGACAACUUGAAAUAACAUUCACAUACGUGCAAGAUAUGGUUCGUUUUACCACUUCCCUUAUGGCCGUUUGGUGCGCGCUGACAUUCUGGGAGUCAAGUGGUUUAGAAGUCAUCAGACAAGAAUGUCGGCCACAGCAACCGACCGUUCUGACGUUGGACCAAUCAGAUGAGCCAUUGAUCACGUGUUCGAAUAAUGGUACCGUCGCUACACUUUCCUGCCGUGUAGACUUUCAUUGUGCUGAACACCUCAUAGUAGGCCUAAUAUGGGCAGGCUAUUUUGCUCCUAAGAACAAUUACCGUACGGACGCCAGGAUAGAAACUGAGACGGGCUCUACAACAACAGCAAGUCAUUACCAAUGGUAUUCUUUGGAGACAGAACAAAGAUACAGCUCAAAGACACACAAGCUAGCAGGAGCAGGUCACGUGCUAGAGGCGGUGCUGGAGGUUACAUCUGUUAGUGAGGAGGACUAUGGCCGGAGGUUCAAAUGUGUCGUUGUGACAGAAUACAAUUACGAGGGCACAGGGGAUACGCGUCCUGAUAUUCAAGGCAGUGUGUGUGCUAACGCCCACAUGACACAAGGUCACCAACAAAUAGCAGAGCAUAACUCAGCUGGAACGGUGACGCAUAUCGGAGGCGUGCUACUGGCGGUCCUUUUAAGUACAUAGUUAUGAGAUCUGUAUACACUUUUUUGAGGGGCCGCGGUGGCCAAGUGGUUAAGGCGUCUGACAUUCUGCUACCACUAUCCCUCCACCACUGGGUCGCAGGGCAGUCGCCAGGUACUGGCCGUAGAUCGGUGGUUUUCCUCCGGGAAUUCCGGCUUUCCUUCACCACCAAAACCUGACACGUCCUUUAAUGACCAUAGCUAUUAGUAGGUAGUAAAACACAAACAAACCAAAUCCAAUUGUAUCUUAUUUGAAAUUAUUUCAAAUAAUUGAUCUUCUCUAUUUACAUCAUCGAAAAUGACAUCAUGUUGUGUUAAUAUCUAACAUGACUUAUAAGCCAUUGACCUGUCGAAAGCAUGUUUAUGAGUUUUUAUUGAUAUGUCUGAUAUUUGUUAAGUUUUUAUUUUUUUUCUGGUUAUCCGGUUUUUGUUUAAUCAAUAUUGUUUU
Messenger RNA from Mizuhopecten yessoensis (Yesso scallop), 1207 nucleotides. RefSeq lists its product as uncharacterized. The record is from RefSeq and is a predicted model, not a curated record. Lineage: Eukaryota; Metazoa; Mollusca; Bivalvia; Pectinida; Pectinidae. The transcript is spliced from 5 exons. The coding region runs from base 134 to 763 and encodes 209 amino acids.